AUGACAAGAUCUCUACUCCCGACAUCCCGAAAAUGCUUAUCUUGCAUUUGCAUCCAAGGAGAUUUGAGGGAGACAUUCUAUGCACAAGAAGGUGGUGUGAAGUAUGCCAAUGAAAGGUUAAUGCCAAAAAACUACCAGCAUGUCCUUGCCUUUGUUUUUGCCAUUCAAGAGGUCAACAAGAAUAAUCGCCUCUUACCAAACAUCACACUGGUAGCAGAUAUCUAUGACAACGCAUUUCAUUCCAUGUUUACCUAUUGGGCCACUCUGGAUCUUCUCUUCACAGGACAUAGAGAUCCCCACAAUUACAAAUGUGGCAGGGAGAAGAAGUUAAUGGCUAUUAUUGGUGGGCUCACCUCCCAAAGCUCAAUACAGAUAGCCAGCAUCUUAAAUACCUACAAAAUCCCACAGCUCACUUAUGGCUCCUUUGACCCUGUGUUGAGUGAUAAAACCCAGUUCCCUUCUUUCUUCCGGAUGGCUCCAAAUGAAAACCCCCAAUAUGAUGGGAUUGUUCAGCUACUGAAUUAUUUUGAAUGGAACUGGAUUGGCCUUCUCACCUCAGAUGAUGACAGUGGAGAAACAUUUAUUCAGACUAUGAGACCAAAGCUCUCUCAGAGUGGUAUUUGUGUUGCUGUAAUACAAUCCGUUCCAAUAGUCAUAAGUCACACACCCGAAAACCGUAAAAAAUACUAUGAAAGGAUAAGUUUUGUGCUCCAGUUAAAUAACAUCAGUGUAAUAGUUGUUUAUGGAGAUGCUCACUCUAUGGCUGGUUUACAAAUAGUCUUAGAUUACAGCGAAUUUGUUCAUCUGCGACCAAUGGAGAAGGUUUGGCUCAUCACAUCUCAGUGGGAUUUCACAGCUAUUUUAACUUGGAAUUCAUUUCCAGCAAAAUCCCUCAAUGGUACCUUGUCCUUUGCACUCCACAAAAAUGUAGUUCCAGGGUUUCAUGAUUUUGUUGAGAACAUAAAUCCAUAUGAGUCUUCAGUUUAUUUCAUCCAGGAAUUCUGGUGCAGUGCGUUUACCUGUUCAGUCCCAAAGUAUGAUGUAUAUAUGACAAACUGCACUGGAAAGGAAAAGUUGGGGGGCCUUCCUGGAGCUGUGUUUGAAAUGGAAAUGUCUGGCCAGAGCUACAGUAUCUACAACUCUGUCCACGUUAUAGCACAUGCUCUCCAUGCCAUGUACUCAUCAAAAACUAAACACAAAGCUAUAGGAGAUCUUCUGAAUGUUCAACCAUGGCAGCUUCGCCCAUUUCUGAGAAAUGUCCGCUUUAACAAUAGUGCUGGGGAAGAAAUAUUUUUUGAUGAGAAUGGGGAUGUAGCAGCUGGAUAUGAUAUUGUCAACUGGGUCAUGUUCCACAAUAAAUCCUUCCGCAGACUCCUAGUUGGAAGGAUGGACCCGAAGCAUCCUAGAGGCAAAAGGUUCAUAAUCAACAGAAGAAAUAUUGUGUGGAAUCACAAGUUUAAUCAGAAGACCCCUCGUGCCAAAUGUGUUGAAAGCUGCCACCCUGGAUACAGCAGAAUCGUUCAGCAGGGGCAACAAGUGUGUUGCUAUGGUUGCGCUCAGUGUCCUGAAGGAAGGAUUUCUGUUCAUAUUGAUGCGGACCAAUGUGAGAAGUGCCCAGAAGAUCAAUAUCCAAAUGAGGAAAAGAAUCAAUGCAUUCCCAGAACGGUCACCUUCUUAUCCUAUGGAGAACCUUUGGGGGCAGUUUUGGCAUCCUUUGCCCUUUUCUUUUCCAUUAUCACAGUUGUGGUGAUGGGCACCUUCAUUCAGCACCACAACACACCCAUUGUCAAAGCCAACAACUGGAGCAUCACAUGUAUCCUGUUCUGCUCUGUGCUUCUUUCCUUUCUGUGCUCCUUCCUCUUCAUUGGCCAACCUCAGAAAGUGACCUGCCUUCUCCGGCAAACAGUUUUUGGAACCAUAUUUUCCAUUGCAGUUUCUUGUGUGUUGGGCAAGACCAUCACUGUCGUUCUAGCCUUCAUUGCUACUAAGCCUGGAAACAAGAUGAGGAAAUGGGUUGGGAAGAGACUGGCAAUGUCCGUCAUCAUUCUCUGCUCCCUUAUUCAAAUUGGUAUCUGUGUUGUAUGGCUGGUAAUGUCUCCUCCGUUCCCUGAGUUGGACACACACUCCCAGAUGGGACAAAUAAUAGUUCAAUGCAACGAAGGCUCAGAUUUGAUGUUCUACAUUGUCCUGAGCUACCUGGGUCUUUUGGCCAUCAUCAGCUUCACUGUGGCUUACUUGGCCAGGAAGUUACCUGAUGCUUUCAAUGAAGCCAAGUUGAUUACCUUCAGCAUGUUGGUCUUCUGCAGUGUUUGGGUGUCUUUUGUUCCAUCCUACCUGAGCACCAAAGGGAAGUACAUGGUGGCUGUGGAGAUCUUCUCCAUUUUAGUCUCUAGUUCUGGUUUAUUAGGUUGUAUCUUUCUUCCCAAGUGCUAUAUUAUUUUAAUGAGACCUGAUCUAAACACCAGAGAACAGAUCACAAAGAAGAAAAAAGAUGAUGCUUAA
Zootoca vivipara (common lizard) is the source of this 2502-nucleotide messenger RNA. The record is from RefSeq and is a predicted model, not a curated record. NCBI's taxonomy places the organism in Eukaryota, Metazoa, Chordata, Lepidosauria, Squamata, Lacertidae.